CACGCCCCUCCCGUCCCUCCCCCAACCCCAGCAGUGUUCCCCACCUACCCCCACGCGCGUGGGGAGAAACAACAAAAGACAUCAACAUUCUUAUUAUCAUCAUCAUCAAUCAUCAUACUGGUUUCCGAAAGCUGUUAUUUUUCCGUUACGAAAAGGAACUCCAAAGCAGAGUUGGGUAUUAUUUCGAUGAGGAUAAUCUAAAGAAACCAGGGUUUCAAUUGUUUGUUGUGUUUGAGGUUUUUGAGUUUUAGAGUUGCCAAAUGGGGUUGUGGGAAGCUUUUCUCAACUGGCUUCGAAGCCUUUUUUUCAAGCAAGAAAUGGAGCUGUCAUUGAUAGGCCUUCAAAAUGCCGGGAAAACAUCGCUUGUGAAUGUUAUUGCAACUGGAGGAUAUAGUGAAGACAUGAUCCCUACGGUUGGAUUCAAUAUGAGGAAAGUUACAAAAGGAAGCGUAACUAUAAAACUGUGGGAUCUGGGUGGUCAACCAAGGUUUCGAAGCAUGUGGGAAAGAUAUUGUCGAGCAGUUUCUUCUAUUGUUUAUGUUGUAGAUGCUGCUGAUUUAGAUAACUUGCCUGUUUCGAGAAGAGAACUUCAUGACCUGUUGAGCAAGCCAUCAUUGAGUGGCAUUCCACUGCUGGUACUAGGUAACAAGAUUGACAAAAAGGAAGCUCUGUCUAAGGAGGAUUUGACCGAACAAAUGGAGCUCAAGUCCAUUACUGAUAGGGAAGUUUGUUGCUUCAUGAUUUCUUGCAAGAACUCUACCAACAUUGAUACCGUCAUUGAUUGGCUUACAAAGCAUUCAAAAACCAAAAACUGAGCUGUCCUCGUAAUCGUCUCAUGACAAUGUUCCAGUUCUGUAGAGUGUGGAUUUUAAUCUGCUUUGAAGUGACUUUCGCUGUUUGCCUCCUCGGGUUUGUCAAUAUCUGACCAUCGUCUUCUGUUCUGUGCUUUGUGCAGACUAAGUAUUGAUUGCUUUGGUUGACCUACGGUUCUGUUAGAAGUGUUAGACAUUACUAUUUGAGUUUCAUGUAUAGAAUUUGACUGUGAAUUGUAAUGUACAGAAUUUGGAUUUCUUUACUUUGGUUUGCAAAUUUGUGUUUGUGAAAUUUAAUGUGCGCAAUGGCUGUUCGUCUGGUGUAGCAAUGUGCAGUUUGAUUGAUGUU
Argentina anserina (silverweed cinquefoil) is the source of this 1161-nucleotide messenger RNA. RefSeq names its product ADP-ribosylation factor-like protein 8b. The transcript has 6 exons. The record is from RefSeq and is a predicted model, not a curated record. Lineage: Eukaryota; Viridiplantae; Streptophyta; Magnoliopsida; Rosales; Rosaceae. Bases 261 to 815 code for a protein of 184 amino acids. Gene Ontology annotation, biological process: protein transport. Gene Ontology annotation, molecular function: GTPase activity; GTP binding.